Messenger RNA from Sorghum bicolor (sorghum), 1985 nucleotides. Its product is annotated as galactokinase. Gene Ontology annotation, cellular component: cytoplasm; cytosol. Gene Ontology annotation, molecular function: galactokinase activity; ATP binding. The transcript is spliced from 13 exons. Bases 180 to 1688 code for a protein of 502 amino acids. Gene Ontology annotation, biological process: galactose metabolic process; carbohydrate phosphorylation. Lineage: Eukaryota; Viridiplantae; Streptophyta; Magnoliopsida; Poales; Poaceae. The record is from RefSeq and is a predicted model, not a curated record.
UAGGACAGUAAAAGCCCGUAGCCCAGAAAGAGAGAAGGUUCUCCAAGUCAAUCACAAUCACGAGGAGUCAUCAGUUCAUCACGCCAUACAACACGGACAGCGACGAGACGACGACGCCGGAGAGUAACGGCGAGUCGGCCGCGAGAGUGAAGGCGAGUCGGCGACCAUCAAGGAAGGACAUGGCCACGUUGCCCGGCAGCGCCCCCGCCGAGGCGGCGGAGCUCGUGCCGACGCUCUCCUCGCUGGAGCCGGUCUACGGCGCGGGCGCGCAGCUCGACGAGGCGCGCCUCCGCUUCGCCCGCCUCGGGGACCGCUUCCACGCCGUCUACGGCGCCCGCCCCGCGCUCUUCGCCCGCUCCCCAGGGAGGGUGAAUCUGAUCGGGGAGCACAUCGACUACGAGGGCUACUCGGUGCUGCCCAUGGCCAUCCGCCAGGACAUGAUCGUCGCCAUCCGGAGGGCCGACGGCGGCCAGGUGCGGGUCGCCAAUGUCGACGACAAGUACCCCCUGUGCGUCUACCCCGCCGACCCAGAUAAGGAAAUUGACAUAAAAAAUCACAAAUGGGGGCACUAUUUCAUGUGUGGAUACAAGGGAGUUUACGAAUACUGUAGAUCAAACGGGAUAGAUCUGGGCAAACCUGUUGCACUUGAUGUUGUUGUUGAUGGCACAGUUCCUCAAGGCUCUGGAUUGUCAAGCUCAGCAGCUUUUGUCUGUUCAGCAACAAUUGCUAUCAUGGGAGUCCUUGAGAAAAACUUUCCAAAGAAAGAAGUUGCUCAAUUCACUUGUCUGUCUGAGCGCCACAUUGGAACACAGUCUGGAGGCAUGGAUCAGGCUAUAUCUAUCAUGGCCAAACCUGGAUUCGCUGAGUUGAUAGAUUUUAAUCCAAUUCAUGCAACUGAUGUCCAACUACCUCCAGGUGGUACAUUUGUGAUCGCCCAUUGUUUGGCAGAGUCCAAGAAAGCAGAGACAGCUGCAACAAAUUAUAAUAACCGUGUUGUGGAGUGUCGCUUAGCAGCGAUUGUUCUUGCCAUCAAACUAGGGAUGGAUAGGAAAAAAGCUGUCUCCUCUGUUACAACCCUCUCCGAUGUUGAGGGUCUAUGCGUUUCUUUUGCUGGGAAAGAAGGUUCAUCUGAUCCUGCAAUAGCUGUGAAGAAACUUUUGCAUGAGAAUCCAUAUACAGCUGAAGAAAUAGAGAAAAUUACAGGUGAAAGCCUGACAUCUGUCUUCCAGAGCUCUCAAACUUCCUUGGAUGUUAUAAAAGCUGCAAAGCACUACAAGCUAUUUCAGCGUGCGACUCAUGUCUACUCUGAAGCAAGGAGGGUUUACGCUUUCAGGGAUACUGUCUCCUCAAAACUCAGUGAGGAAGAUAAGCUUAAGAAACUUGGUGAUCUUAUGAACGAAAGCCAUUACAGCUGCAGCGUGCUAUAUGAGUGCAGUUGCCCUGAGCUGGAGGAGCUUGUGAAAGUCUGUAGAGACAAUGGAGCACUGGGAGCACGUCUCACAGGAGCUGGGUGGGGUGGCUGUGCGGUUGCUCUGGUCAAGGAGCCCAUCGUCCCUCAGUUCAUUCUGAAUCUAAAGGAAAUGUACUACAAAUCAAGGAUUGAGAGGGGAGUAAUCCAGCAGGGUGAUCUGGGCCUGUAUGUUUUCGCGUCGAAGCCAUCGAGCGGCGCAGCCAUAUUGACGUUGUAGGCGGGCAGAGGCAGCCUCCAUUCUUUUACGAGCCCGCUGUAAAUUCGUAGAGUCCGUACCCUGGUCCCAGAUGUGGCCCUGUAAAACAUGGAAUAAGUUACUUGCAUCUCGAUGAACACCGAACUGUUGUAAAACAUGGAGUAUUAAAUUAUCUCAGGCAACACACGCAUUAGGCAUGUUGCUCCAGAUUUGAGAGACGAGUUCGUGGCUGGCUGCCAUGGAUGAAUGAAGUUAAAAGAAAAGAGGAAUAAUCCGAAUCUUAUCCAGAGGGCGUAUCUAUCUAUGCCCCGUUGUGUA